AUGGGGUAUACGAGUACUGUUAGUAGUGAUGCGGUUAACAGUAACCAGAGAGAUGAAGACGGCUUAGCGUCACUGGCUGACCCUUUGCUGCCGCCCUCCGCCACUCCCCUUCCCGCUCCCGCGACCUCCGCCACUCCUCUUCCCCGUCCCCCGACCUUAGCCACUCCCCUUCCCCCCCUUCCUCCUCCGCUCAUCCCCGGCUCCCGCGUGCGCUCGCCCGUGCACCUGGCGCAGCUGCGGCGCCGUUGGCGCUGCUUGAGCACGCGCGGGAAGUGGGUGCUUCCGCCCGUCCCGCGCCUGCUGCCGUGGUCGCGGAAGCAGAGCCACCGGAGCGAGUGGGAGUGUGACGACCGUUGGAUCCACACGCCCGGCCACGUGGCGUUCCGGGACGCGGAUGUGAUUGCAGCGAAGGCGAUUGCAGCAAAACGUGGGUGGAAGGUGGAGAGCGGUGAGUGCGGAGAGUGGAGGGAUGUGGACGGGUUGAGACUUGCUGAGAAGCUGGCGGGGACCAAGGUGCUUAUAGUGGGGGAUUCGAUCAACCACAUCUUGUAUUCUGCCCUGCGCAAUCAGUUUCGCAUGGUAACCACUAUAGCAGAGCUGGGUCUGCUGAGUGAUUCAGCACUUAAGACUGUUCUCGCUUUUGACGCUGAGGGUCGAGCCAUCGACUUUGAGGUUUGGGUAGAUGACCUGCAGCUUUUCCUACAGUGCGAUAGGGCAGACGGUCUCUCCCUCUUUGACCUCACCUCUGGUGCUUCCCCUGCCCCUGCUGCCGAUGCCGACGCCACUGUUUGCUCCCAGUGGGCCACUCGCGAUGCUGCUGCACGUCUUGCUGUGCGUCGCCACCUGUCUACCACUGAGCGCGCGCACUUUAGUCAGUACAAGAGUGCUCAGACCUUGUACAACGCUGUAGUUGCACGCUACUCUUCCCCUGCCACUGGUGCACUGAGCCGCCUCAUGCUACCGUACCUCUUUCCUGACCUUGCUGCCUUUCCCACAGUCGCUGACCUCAUUACGCACCUCCGCACUAGUGACACUCGCUACCGCGCCGCGCUUCGUGCUGAGUUCUGCGCCAAGAACCCCCCCCCCAUGUACAUCACUCUCAAUUAUAUAGUCACCCGCCUCCCUGACUCCCUUCGCGUAGUCAGGGACCACUUCCUCUCAGUCUGUCCCACCACUCUCACUGUUGACCUCCUAGAGAAGACCCUCCUAGCAGCGGAGAAGAGCAUAGUCGCUGUAGGAGCCUCUCAUGGUGACCCUCGCACCCCCAUCUUUGAGGGGUGUUCCCCUUCCCCCCUGUUGCCCUUUGUCACCUCUGCUGCUGCGGCCGACCUCGUUGGUCUUGAGUCAGUCGGUGCGGCGUCUGCCCCUAGCGGGAGACGCCGCUCUGGCAAGGGCAAGGGGGGCAAGGGCGCGUGUGGAGCUAGCGGGGGUGGUGGAGGUGGCGGUGGAGGCGGCGGAGGGAGUGGGGGUGGCGGUGGGAGUGGUGGCGGGGGUGGAGGUGGCGGUGGCAGCAGCAGAGGCGGAGGCGGCGGCGGCGGUAGCGGUGGGAGCGGAGGCGGCGGUGGUGGCGGCGGUGGAGGCGGCGGUGGUGGAGGAGGUGGAGCUGGUCGGGGUGGUGCUUCGCAGCGGAGCGGCUCCGGGGGUGGUCAGCGCCAGCAGCAGCAGCAGCAGCAGCGUUCUCGGGACAUCCCCCCUCCUCAGCAGCUCCGUGAGUGGUACACGCAGCGUCAGCGUGGUGGGGGUUUUGGCCCGUGCACCUACGUCCUUCGCUCCGGCGACCGCACGGGUGAGCAGUGUGGGGGUGCCCACCCCACCCAACGCUGCUUUGGCCGCCUGACGGACGCUUGGCGUCAGCAGUUCCCGGAGGCUAGUGAGAUCCCCCGCUGGGGAGAGCUGUCUAGGGCAGGUGUAGCUAUCUAUGAUCUUCACUUUGAUGCUAUCCUUGCUGCCAUGUAUGCUGUGACUAUUAGUGAUGAGGGUGACUGUUACCGGUGUUUCCCGCCCGACCCAGGCAUUGGUACUGCUGCUCUAGGUGCUGGUGAGGCUGGUGCUCUAGGUGCCAGUGCGUCUGCGCCCUCAGGUGCUGGUGAGUCUGCGCUCUCAGGUACCACGUCGGCUUCGGCCUCCCUCACCUUCACACUUGACUCAGGGGCUUCUCGCUCCUUCUUUCAAGACCGCACCACACUCACGCUGCUUGGUCGGCGGGUUGCAGUCUCCUUGGCAGACCCCUCUGGGGGUCCUGUCCUCUCUCACUUCUCCACUGUCCUCCCGUGUCCGGCUGCCCCCUCUGGCACCUUGUCUGGUCUUUACCUCCCCUUGUUCUCUACGAACUUGGUGAGUGGUGCUGACCUGCAGGAUACGGGGAUUCACCAGUUUACUCCUGCGAGUCAGCGGGUGACCCACUGCUCGGACGCUCGCACGGGCCGGCACCUGGCCACCUUUACGCGUCGGCCGGGGUCGAGCCUCUACACCCUGACCACUGGGUCCCCUCCUGUCCCUGCUUCUGGACAGGUAGCUGCGUCGGGUCAGGUGUUUGCUGCAGCGUCCACGUCUGGUCCUGAGUCUGCCCCCUGCUCGUGUUGCCUCCUGUCUCACGAGACUCUCCUGUGGCACCACCGUCUUGGUCACCCCUCCCUGCCUCGUCUCCGGGGCAUGGCUUCCCGUGUCCUUGUCUCUGGUCUUCCCCGGUCCCUCCCUCCCCUUCCUCCGGGGCCUAGUCCUUCCUGUGUCCCCUGUGUCGAGGGGCGGCUCCAGGCUGCCCCUCACUCCUCUCAGUUUCCCCGACAGAGGCCCCGCUGCAGACGCUUCACAUGGACGUGUGGGGCCUAG
This is a messenger RNA of Closterium sp. NIES-65, 2829 nucleotides long. NCBI's taxonomy places the organism in Eukaryota, Viridiplantae, Streptophyta, Zygnematophyceae, Desmidiales, Closteriaceae. The record is from the annotation of a GenBank genome assembly.